Naegleria gruberi is the source of this 1803-nucleotide messenger RNA. RefSeq lists its product as uncharacterized. The transcript has a single exon. Bases 1 to 1803 code for a protein of 600 amino acids. Lineage: Eukaryota; Heterolobosea; Eutetramitea; Acrasida; Naegleriidae. Gene Ontology annotation, molecular function: D-lactate dehydrogenase (NAD+) activity; D-lactate dehydrogenase (cytochrome) activity; FAD binding. The record is from RefSeq and is a predicted model, not a curated record. Gene Ontology annotation, biological process: lactate catabolic process. Gene Ontology annotation, cellular component: mitochondrion.
AUGAAAACUAUUCGAAAUCAAUUAGCGAAUGUCCAUAAGAAUAAGUUGUUGUUCAUUGGUUCUUUUACCAAUAAUACUUCACCUAAUACACUCUCUUUCUAUUCUUCAUCUUCUAUUAUUACUCAUUCUCCAUUGAAAGUCAAAGAAGAGCUUUCACAUGUCGAGCAAGCUUCACUCAAGAUUACUAACAAAGACUCUUUGACGAAUGGUGAUAUUUUGUUGGCAAGAGCUCUGGAACACUUUCGUUCUAUUGUUGGUGCAACUAAUGUGGCAACAGAUGAGGAAAGUCUUUCGAGAGAGCUUGCUGAUUGCUCUGGAAAUAUUCGAAACGUUCCAGCUAUUGUUUAUCCAACAAGUCAUGAUCAGGUUGUUCAGAUUGUCAAGAUAGCCAACAGAUAUCAAGUACCUUUAAAUCCUGUCAGUUCUGGUCAGAAUUGGGGUUAUGGCUCAGCUCUUCCUGCCACUAAUCAAAGAACUGUCUUGUUAAAGAUGAGUAAAAUGACAAGAUUAGAUAUGGAUGAAGAAAAUGGUGUUGCACAUGUCGAACCAGGUGUUACUCAACAACAACUUUUGGAUUAUUUACAAGAAAGGAAUCUUGACUAUACAGUUCCUGUUACUGGUGCUGGUCCAACAUGUAGUUUACUUUCCAAUGCUCUGGAAAGAGGAUAUGGAAUCUCACCAUACAUUGAUCAUUUUGGUGCUGCUACAAGUAUGAGAAUUGUGUUACCAACAGGUAAUGUCCAUGAAUCCAUGUUGGACAAAAUGGGCGGGAAACAUGUUUCCACACUUUACAAAUGGCAAACUGGUCCUUAUUUGGAGGGUUUGUUUUCUCAAAGUAAUUUGGGAAUUGUAACCAAGAUGUCGAUUGCCUUGUAUCCUAAACCAGAAAAGGUUGAAAGUUUCUUCUUCUUUUUUGAUGACCUUUCGAAUGCUGUUUCUGCUUCCAAAGAAAUCUUGAGAUGUUCUAAUGGAAUUAUUGGUUCUGUAAAACUAAUCAAUAACUAUGCCAUGGUGCCUAUGGCUGGGCCUUAUCCGAAAGAUCAAGCAGUCGAUGGAAUGCUACCACAAUCGUAUAUUGAUUCGUUCUGUAAGAAGAAUCAAUUCACAGCAUGGAACGGAGUUGGUAAUUUGUAUGGCAGUUCUGCAGUGAUCAAAGCUGCAAGAAGUGAUAUCAAGAAGAUUUUGAGAAGGUAUGGAAGUAAGAGAAAUAUCUUUCUUUCUGCCAAUUUCGUCCACUCCACUUCCAGCUUUUUAAACCAAAUUCCAAUUGUGAACAAGACACACUUGGCAACCUAUGCGAAUGUUCUUUCCAAAUCUUUAGAGUUAUUUUCUGGUAUUCCAAAUGAAACUGGUCUUCGUAUUGCUUAUUGGAAAUCAGGUGAAAGACCAACAGAUAAACCUUGGAAUCCAUCCAAAGAUGGAGCUGGUAUUAUUUGGUACAAUCCACUCAUACCAAUCACUCCUCAAGACUUGAACUCAUUCACCUCAAUGGUCAAUGAAAUUUGUAAGAAACACAAAACUGAACCACUCAUGACUUUGACCAGUCUUUCGGAUAGAUGUUGCGUUGGUACUAUUCCUCUAUUAUUUGAUAGAAAUAAUGAGGAAGAAAUGAAACGUGCACAAGUGUGCUAUCAUGAACUAAUGAACGCAGGUCAAAAACUGGGCUACGUUCCAUACAGAUUGGGAAUUCAAUCAGUCAAUUGGUUACAAGACAAUAAUGCAGUUCCACCUCUUCUUCAAACUUUAAAGAAAACGCUUGAUCCUAAUAAUAUUCUCUCUCCUGGAAAGUAUGGCAUAUUUUAA